Molecule: messenger RNA, 2645 nt
Organism: Oxyura jamaicensis (ruddy duck)
Lineage: Eukaryota; Metazoa; Chordata; Aves; Anseriformes; Anatidae
Gene: POLI
Product: DNA polymerase iota
Exons: 11
Coding region: 238-2373 (711 amino acids)
Biological process (GO): translesion synthesis
Molecular function (GO): damaged DNA binding; DNA-directed DNA polymerase activity
Source: RefSeq, a predicted model, not a curated record
CUUAACCUGAAAUUUGGUGGAACUGGUGAAGGGUUCACCCCACAAGAGGUGGAAGUCAUUGCUCUGUGCUUCUCUGUUAGUGUUGAACUGAAGGCAGGUGACUUGACAGAAAUAUACCAAAAAAACUUCAGUAUUCCACUGAGAACAGCAGGCCACGGCAAGUCGGUAUCGGCAAGAAACGCGGCGUGCAGAGUAAUUGUGCACGUGGACUUGGACUGCUUUUAUGCCCAAGUAGAAAUGGUCCGUAAUCCUGAGCUAAGAGACAAGCCUCUAGGUGUGCAGCAGAAAUCCAUAGUAGUAACCUCUAACUAUGAAGCCAGAAAACUCGGAGUUAAGAAACUGAUGUCUGUGAAAGACGCUAAAGAGAAGUGUCCUCAGCUGAUACUGGUUAACGGAGAAGAUCUAACUCCAUACAGGGAAAUGUCAUACAAGGUUACAGGAUUGUUGGAAGAAUUUUGUCCUCUAGUGGAGAGGCUCGGGUUUGACGAAAACUUUGUAGAUAUCACAGAGAUUGUAGAGAAAAGACUAAACCAGCUACAACAAAGUGCAUGUUCCAGAGUGUGUGUGUCUGGCCACGUGUACAACAACCAAGCUAUCGAUUUACAUGAUACAACGCACGUAAGACUGGUUAUUGGAUCUCAGAUCGCAGAAGAGUUCAGAGAAGCCAUGCACACUCGACUCGGCCUCACAGGCUGUGCAGGAGUGGCCUGUAACAAGGUACUGUCUAAGCUGGUAUCUGGGACCUUCAAACCAAACCAACAAACAGUUCUUCUGCCUGAAAGCUGUCAAGAUCUGAUGCGCAACCUUGAUCACAUCCAAAAGGUGCCCGGCAUUGGCUACAAAACUGCCAAGCGUCUUGAAACGCUGGGUGUUAGAAGCGUGUGUGAUCUCCAAGCGUUUCCAUCUGCUGUGUUAGAGAAGGAACUAGGGGCUUCCGUUGCUCAGCGCAUCCAAAAACUCAGCUAUGGAGAAGAUGACUCCCCUGUGACUCCAUCAGGCCCUCCUCAGUCCUUUAGUGAUGAAGAUUCCUUUAAAAAAUGUUCAUCAGAAGUGGAGGUAAAAGAGAAAAUUGAAGAACUGCUUCGUAGCCUCUUAGACAGGGUAUCCAAAGAUGGAAGACAGCCACACACCGUGCGAUUGACUAUCCGCCACUACUCGGCGACCGAUAGAUGGUUUAAUCGGGAAAGCCGGCAGUGUGCCAUUCCACCUCACCUCGUUCAGAAGUUCGGAAAAGAAAGCAGCAACGUUUUAUCUCCGUUGAUUGAUAUACUGAUGAAACUCUUUCGGAAGAUGGUAAACGUAGAUCUACCGUUUCAUCUUACCCUUCUGAGCGUUUGCUUCUCUAAUCUCAAAGAUGUUCCUAGCAGCAAGAAGGGAUCAAUAGGUUUUUAUCUUAAGCAGAUGCUGCCAACAACAGGCUCUGGUAAAAGUGUCCAGGAGAUGGAAGAUGGCUCAGAAGGUGAAGGAAAUGCUUCUUGGAACCAGAACUGGAACAGAACUGGAACUACAAAAACGAAGAGACUUUCAGAGGAAAAGAAAAGCAAUACAAAAAAAGCAAGAAUUCCUGACUUUCCCUGUCACUUGGCUCCUGGUGGUAUUGACCAGGCAGUCUUCAGGGAACUUCCAGAAGAUAUUAAAAAAGAAAUUAUGUCUGCAAAAGCAGGAGAAAGGAUCUCUGCUGAGAAUGUUUUGGGUCAGCCACCAGUAUGGCUUGCAGAAGAGGCACACAGUGCUUCCUCAAAUUCUAAGGGGCUGAACAGUGCUGAGCACCCUGCAGGGUACAGUACACACCUCCCAUCAGUUUGUGAAUCAGAAUCUGCUUGGGGACACAGCUCCAGCACCAGCUGUUCUGCUGAGUAUCCUAGAAGUGUGCUAAUGGGCAGCAGCAUAGAAGAAAACCCUACGGACUCUCACAGCUUCAGGGACUUGUCAGGUGUUGAAGCUGGCACCAGCCAAACCGUUCCGCAUGUCCCUGCCUUGGAUAAAGAUGAGCAGGCCUCCGAAAUAACUUCUGAGGAUAAAAACGACAGCAGGAAAGUAGGAAUUGUACUUCCUCCUAAUGUUGAUCCAAAGACUUUUUAUGAACUACCCACAGAUGUGCAAGAAGAACUACUAGCUGAAUGGAAGAAUCAGGAACCUGUGUCCAAAACUUGUACAGAGAAACCCCCGGAAAGGCCUAAAACAAAUAGAGGAAGAAAGAAUACAGCGUCGAGUUCAUCACAGUCUAACAGUUUGCUAAGGAGGAAACCAAGCAGUGAAGAUGAAAGCUAUGUUCACACUGUUCUUUUAAUUUGCACCACUGCUUCUGUGAUUUGUAAAAGAAACUGCUCUUGUCCUAGCUGCCACCCUUUCCUGCCAUUUAAGCUUACCUAGAAGUACUGGAAAUACUGCAGGAGUAAUGGGAAAUGCUACUUCCAAAUAAACCAGCUCAUUCCUGGACUCAGCAUACAGAAACUCACGGUGGGUUUUGGAGCUCGGGAUUCAGAAGAUGACAGACAACUCGGAGUGAGUAUAAAGAGCAGCUUUUAAUGAGAUGCUGUGUAAUCAUAUUCAUCAGUCUUUCCUUCAGAUAUUUAAUUCCAAAACAGUGAUAUAGUUGUUAAUUACACUUGCACACUUAAUAAACAUGUUUAAGGUCUCUAGUA